Molecule: messenger RNA, 2746 nt
Organism: Hyposmocoma kahamanoa
Lineage: Eukaryota; Metazoa; Arthropoda; Insecta; Lepidoptera; Cosmopterigidae
Product: DDB1- and CUL4-associated factor 10
Exons: 11
Coding region: 108-2024 (638 amino acids)
Cellular component (GO): Cul4-RING E3 ubiquitin ligase complex
Molecular function (GO): protein binding
Source: RefSeq, a predicted model, not a curated record
UAAACUAUUUACUAUCUACAUACACAGGAUUUCUUUAGACUGAUGUGCCAUGUUCUCAAUUGUUAGUUUUAUUGUGAUUUAGUCAUUCGUCUAUGUAACGUGAAGUUAUGAUCACAAUGGAUAGUACCAUAGAUUUAGUAUAUGGUAGCACAGAUAAUUCGUCGUUUAUGGCGAGAUAUUCUGCCUUUAACCCGUACCGGUUUAUUCGACGGGAAACCGGCUUCGGGACGCCUUUGGGGGCUGGAGAUGCUCUCGCUCGUAGCUUAUACUGCGGCAUGAAACCUAUCGCUUCGUGGGACUAUGAGCAAGCGAACUCACUUCCUACUGGAGGGGUGUUCAACCUUGAAUUCUCUCCGGAAGGUUCUCUUUUGGUGGCUGCGUGUGAAAAGAAAUCUAUCCAAAUAUUUGAUCCUCUCACGCAUCAGAGGAUCCAUUCUGUCAAUGGAGCACACUCUGACUGUGUAAACUGUGUUAAAUUCUUAGAUGGAAGAAUGUUCGCUACUUGUUCAGAUGACACAACAAUAGCUCUAUGGGAUGUCCGAAACUUAAGCAAGAAGAUACGCUCUCUGCUUGGCCACUCAAACUGGGUCAAAAAUAUAGAAUUUUCAGUGAAAGACAAGUUGCUUGUCACAUCUGGUCUUGACGGCAGCAUAUACACGUGGGAUAUCAACUCUUACACAGAAUAUAACUUGGUAUACCAAAGAGUAUUUCAUGCGUCAGGCCUGAUGCGAUGCAGAUUGUCACCGGAUGCUAAACAAAUGGUUAUGUGCACCACUGGAGGCUUAUUAGUUAUUAUACAUGACUUGAAUUUGUCAACUUUGGCUCAAGAUUUACAUGGAUUUAAGCCGAACCUGUACAGAUUGAUGCAGAUGAGCCAACAGGUGAUUCCAAUAGCGUCGAUGUACGAUCACUUGUUUGAAAGGAAACGAACAGAGAACCGCGUUGAAUUCGUUUCCGAUUUUCCAUUGGGGAACGACGCAGAAGUCGUGAGUUCUUUACAGGUACAUCCCCAGGGUUGGAGUGCUUUAAGCAGGAAUAUAAGCCAUGACGAUAGAUCAGAGUGGUCGUGCAUCCACGACAUCCAGCCAAUGAAUGUCGAGUCGGAGUCGUCGGUCCGCGACUCGGCGCCGGCGUCGCCGCCGCCCCGGCGCGCCGUGGGGCGGCGAGGCCUGCGCCCUCGCACGCGCCCCUACCGCGCCCCGCGCCCGCACCCCGCGCCGUCCAACACGGCCAGCCCGCCCUCUUCUUCCGGACACUCCGUUUUGGCCCCACCCGAAGCAGCGGCCUAUCCAGUAUUCAGAAUGACGUGUGGGAGGCGUCUAUUACGAUCAAACAGCACAGAAUGCUUCAAGAGAUGUAUAGCAGGUAACGCUGAAUUUAAACACAAAAAGAUCUGGAACAAGCACAUACAGAAGAGCGGUGGCCCCGGUGUGGCAACAGACUCUGGUUCGAGUUCAGUCAGGGGCCAGGUGGGCCGCAACUUCAACAUGCAGCGCAUCAUGGGUAUCAAUACGGGCAUCGCGCCUCCCACCGGUCUGCGCACACGGCACCCGCGAUUGCUGCCCAGGCAUUCAAUGUUUGCGCAUUAUGAAAGUACGUUACCAUCGACGUCGGGGCAGACACCGCCGCUGCGGGAAAGCCCCAGCACAAGCUACGACGACCCGGAACCACGGCAUUACAUCCGUCAGAACAAAGACCGACUCUUGUACUAUGUUGAAGAGACCAAUGAAGGAAAAGGGUUUAUCAAGGAACUCUGCUACUCUGCAGACGGUCGCCUCGUUUGCUCGCCUUUCGGCAGAGGAAUGCGCCUACUAGCUCUCAACGAGAACUGCAGCGAGUUAAGCCACUGCGUCAACGAUUUCAAAGGCCCCGCGCCAAUGGUGGAACUUGGCCAAAGCCUCGGCGUUCACCAAGACCUCGUCGUCAGCACCAAAUUCAGUCCAAGAUACCACCUUCUCGUCACCGGCUGCUUGGAAGGCAAAAUCGUGUGGUACGAGCCUUUCAGCGGGGAAGCGUUGUAUUAGUUACUUAAUAGAUUAGUAAUUGUCAUUGUGUUCUUUCAUUCCGUCAUCCAGCUCAACUUUAAAGUUUUAAACGUCAAGCUCAGAUUUAUAUAGGGUGUUGAGUCUGUACAGUCUGGUUAGAAUCUCCUUUGUAUCUUGUCUCACCUUUUUAUCAAUUUGCAUUUCAAUGAGGAAACGCUAAGUAGAUGACUAGAAAGUGCAUUUAAUCGAUGUUAUCAAAAUAGAAUAGAUCAUUGUGAAGACGUCGCCUAAAACACUUCAAAUGAGCUUCCUUGUAGAUGUGCGACGGGCAGUCAAAAAGUAAUAAUCUAAUAACCUACAUCGCUCUAACUUAUAUUUCUUUCAAAGCUAUUAAACUAUCUAUAUGCAUGGUAUCAUAGAGGUAACAUUACCCUAAUUAUAUGCCCGUGUCAUUUUCAGAUUAACUCCUUAGAUCAAUGAAUUUGAAGCUAAAACAAAGAGCCGUCAUUGAGUUUCUGGAUAAAAAAGGUUAGCACUUAAGGAAAUUCAUAAUCGCUUGAAUGAUGUUUUUGGGAAUGCUGUAAUGGACAUCAGCAAUGUGCGAUGGGUAAGGAAGUUUGGAAACGGAGAAACGGUUUUUAGUAGCAAUAGAGCUCCUUGCAAAAAAGAGUUUGUCCAGGGAAGUACUGCCACUUUACCGUUCCGGUUUUAAAGGAUGCUGGUGAAAUUACAGGCACAUGGGACUUGUCAACUUACGUCUC